Molecule: messenger RNA, 2071 nt
Organism: Paramacrobiotus metropolitanus
Lineage: Eukaryota; Metazoa; Tardigrada; Eutardigrada; Parachela; Macrobiotidae
Product: DNA-binding protein Ets97D-like
Exons: 9
Coding region: 145-1755 (536 amino acids)
Biological process (GO): regulation of transcription by RNA polymerase II; cell differentiation
Cellular component (GO): nucleus
Molecular function (GO): DNA-binding transcription factor activity, RNA polymerase II-specific; sequence-specific DNA binding
Source: RefSeq, a predicted model, not a curated record
UAGACCAUCAUUCAUAUGCUUCUGCGCUAACAAUCAGGUGAGAAUUCCUAAUCGAGCCGAGUGUGAAGAGAUUCUGGAAGCUGCAUUUUGCAAGCAAUUUAAUUACCCUUACUUUGCAAUUAGCGGACUGGCUUGUUCAGAACGAUGCGUAGCAAGCGAACCCGUGUUGAAGGGGAAGCCAAUGUGGAUGACACCGCUGUGCAGGAACCGGUUGCAGUGGACGUAGUGGAACGCGAUCUGGUUUCCGACGGAGCCCAUGAGCCGGAAGUCAAGCGCAGAAAAUCUCGACCCAGUAAAGCCGAGUCAGGAUUCAUUGACAACGCGGUCUCGGAGGAGAAAUCAGAAACAGAUCAUAGUGCACAGAAUCUCCCUGUAAGUGCUGGUAAAGUAAAGAACGGGAAUAAAUCCCCGACGGAAAACGGCACCAUCAUGAAGAUCACCGGGUUCAGCCAAGAGUUCGAAUUCGAAGUUAAUCUCAACGAGCCCAUGCAGAAGCUGAUCCGUACCAUCCAGCCGUCGCUCAAUUUCGAUUUAUCCAAAGCCUGCAUCUAUCUCUGCGGUGUUCAGGAGUUGACCCCGGCUACUUGCUUGAAGAACUGUGUCCGUGACGGAUCGGAAGGAUUCGUUAAAGUGAAACUGAGUGUUUCGUACACCCAAGGCCAGCGCCCAAGUAUUAACAUUGAGGAUGUGCUGCAAGCCACACAGACCCCGCAAGCAUCCGUUUCUACGCCAGCUCCUGUCAAACGAUCUCCUCUCGGCGCUACCGUGGAGCAUGUCAGCCUGGGCAAAAAGUUGAACGGACGCAAACGUCCAGUUUCCUCCCAUCGUGUAUCCGCGGCCAAACGUAAGGCGGCUAACGAUCAAAAUCAGGAAUGGAUUGAAGCGGAAGAUUUUCAAGCACUCUGCCGCAGCAACAAUAUUCCGCAAGACGUGCAUGACUGGUCAGCAAGCAAUGUGGGGACUUGGCUAGGCUGGGCCGUGAAGAAUUUCAGUCUGCCGGACAUCAAUAUGCGUUUAUUUUCGGAAAUGGACGGGAACGCUGUCUGCUCAUUGGGACGUGAUAUGUUUCGGCAGUUGGUCGGUCGGGAUGACCGCGAUCUCUUUUGGACGCAUCUGGAAAUUUUGCGCUCAAAAAAUUACGCAGAAAUUCCUGUGUAUAGCGUUGUUCCGGCAGUUCCUGACGCUGAGCUGAGCAGUCCGAAGGCUCGUGUACGAUUGCCCAACAAAUCACCCAGCGCCACUGGAUCUCCAUUUGCCAAAGAUUCGGGUAAUGUUCAGUUGUGGACAUUCCUGUUGGAACUGCUGAUGAGUGGUCAGCACGCCAAUGCUUUGGAAUGGACCAGUAGUGAUGGAGAGUUUCGGUUAUUGGAUCCGGAACGUGUGGCGGAAUUGUGGGGUCUGCGAAAGAACAAGCCCAGCAUGAAUUACGAGAAAAUGAGUCGUGCUUUACGAUAUUAUUACGACGGGAAUAUUCUGGCCAAGGUUCAAGGGAAACACUUCACCUACAAAUUCCUCAACAACUUGUCGGAGCAUGCUAAUAUUAACAAGCGCAUCAGUGAUCCUGCGGUACAGAAUCUGCCGUUGAAUCUUUCGCCGCGUGCCAGUAAUCCGUCCUCGCCCAUGACGCCGGCGUCGCUGCGCAGCGAAUCGGAACUGAGUGUGGAAGUGCCGCUGCCGCAGGAGCGUAAAUCCAUUGGAACGGCUCUCGAUCUGCGACGUCUCAGUAGCCAUAGCCUGUCGCAGGUGGCUGCCUGAUUCGGGAUGUCUUUUUGAGUUUUGUUAAUGUUUCGUAUCGUUUAUGGCCAUAUUUGCCCGUCCAUUCCACAGAGACAGGAUCGAUACGCACUAUUUUUGUUCUUACGCCCGAUUUCAGUUUUGGUAUCUGUACAGUAUGCCUGCUAGCUUGUUGAUUUUUUGUUACUGACCAUUGGACUUAGAUUUCUGAAUUAUGUUAAAUUUGGGUCGGCUGGUCGGUGUUUGGUACGAUAUUUUAAAUGCUAGCAGUAUUCUGAUGUUUUUCGAUGGAAGCAAGAUGUUUUUCGAUGUUAGCAAAAGCUCUGUUUUGACGAUG